CGCCGCGAGUGUCGUGCACAACAUGGCGGCGCCCAGGGAUGCUGAGGACGCCGGCGGCCGGUGAGAAGCUGCGUGUGUCCCGAGUGCGCGGCGAGGUCGCUACGUCCCGUGUGUCCUGCGCUCAGAUCUUGCGCGGUCGUCCUCCCAGGUCCCCGCGCGAUGUGGAGGACCUGCCUCCGGCUGCGGGACGGGGGACGCCGCCUCCUGAACCGGCCCCGGGGUGGCCUCAUCGCCUCCGAGGGGCUGGGGCCCAGUCCCCCGACCCCCGCCCGGGCGUACGCGCCCCCGGCAGAGAGAAAGCGGUUUUAUCAGAAUGUCAGCAUCACACAAGGGGAAGGUGGCUUUGAGAUCAACCUGGACCGCAGGAAGCUGAAGACGCCCCAGGCCAAGCUCUUCACCGUCCCCAGCGAGGCCCUGGCUGUCGCGGUGGCCACGGAGUGGGACUCCCAGCAGGACGCCAUCAAGCCCUACACCAUGCACCUGACCACGCUGUGCAACACCGCCCUGGACAACCCGACCCAGCGAGACAAGGGCCAGCUGAUCCGGGCGGCACUCAAGUUCCUGGACACCGACACCGUCUGCUACAGGGUGGAAGAGCCGGAGACGCUGGUGGAGCUUCAGAGGAACGAGUGGGACCCGGUGAUCGACUGGGCCGAGAGGAGGUACGGCGUGGAGAUCAGCUCCUCCACCAGCAUCCUGGGGCCCAGCAUCCCCGCCCGGACUCGAGAGGCGCUGGUCAGCCACUUGGCGUCUUAUAACAUGUGGGCCCUACAAGGGAUCGAGUUUGUGGUGACCCAGCUCAAGUCCAUGGUGCUGACGUUGGGCCUGAUCGACCUGUACCUGACGGUGGAGCGGGCCGUGCUGCUGUCGCGCCUGGAGGAGGAGUACCAGAUGCAGAAGUGGGGCAGCAUCGAGUGGGCCCACGACUAUGAGCUGCGGGAGCUGCGGGCGCGCACGGCCGCGGGCGCCCUCUUCGUCCACCUCUGCUCCGAGAGCACGACGGUCAAGCACAAGCUCCUGCAGGGGUGAGGCUGCGAGCUCGAGAGACGCCUGUCCUUACAUGUCAGUCCCCUGGAAGCGCUGGGGCCCAGAGUCCGCGCCCCUCGUCCCGCCUCCCCGCAGGGCUCACUGCGCAGCCCUCAGCCCCAAGGCUUUUCUUUUUUCUUGGUUUUUAAUCAAACGAUCUUUCCAACGUGA
Phacochoerus africanus (Common warthog) is the source of this 1197-nucleotide messenger RNA. RefSeq names its product ATP synthase mitochondrial F1 complex assembly factor 2 (gene ATPAF2). The coding region runs from base 160 to 1029 and encodes 289 amino acids. NCBI's taxonomy places the organism in Eukaryota, Metazoa, Chordata, Mammalia, Artiodactyla, Suidae. The transcript is spliced from 8 exons. Gene Ontology annotation, cellular component: mitochondrion. Gene Ontology annotation, biological process: mitochondrial proton-transporting ATP synthase complex assembly. The record is from RefSeq and is a predicted model, not a curated record.